Aquila chrysaetos chrysaetos is the source of this 1988-nucleotide messenger RNA. It is a transcript of the gene RND2, whose product is annotated as Rho family GTPase 2. The record is from RefSeq and is a predicted model, not a curated record. Lineage: Eukaryota; Metazoa; Chordata; Aves; Accipitriformes; Accipitridae. The transcript is spliced from 5 exons. Gene Ontology annotation, molecular function: GTPase activity; GTP binding. Bases 78 to 761 code for a protein of 227 amino acids. Gene Ontology annotation, biological process: small GTPase-mediated signal transduction.
UGCCGUCGGGGCCGGGGGCGCGGCCAGGCCGGGGCCGUCCCGGUAAAGCGGCGGCGCGGGCGGCGCGGCCCCGCACCAUGGAGGGGCACCUGGCGCGCUGCAAGAUCGUGGUGGUGGGGGACACGCAGUGCGGCAAGACGGCGCUGCUGCACGUCUUCGCCAAGGACUGCUACCCCGAGAGCUACGUGCCCACCGUCUUCGAGAACUACACGGCCAGCUUCGAGAUCGACAAGCAGCGCACCGAGCUCAACAUGUGGGACACCUCAGGCUCAGCGUAUUAUGAUAACGUCCGUCCCUUGGCCUACCCGGACUCAGACGCUGUGCUCAUCUGCUUUGACAUCAGCCGCCCGGAGACCCUGGACAGUGUGCUCAAGAAGUGGCAAGGGGAAACUCAGGAGUUCUGCCCCAACGCGAAGAUUGUGCUGGUUGGCUGCAAGCUGGACAUGCGGACAGACUUAAACACGCUCCGGGAGCUUUCCAAGCAGCGCCUUAUCCCUGUGACGCACGAGCAGGGCAGUGCGCUGGCACGGCAGAUUGGCGCGGUGGCCUAUGCAGAGUGCUCCUCCAAGGUCUCGGAGAACAGCGUACGGGAUGUGUUUCAUGUGACCACACUUGCCUCCAUCAACAGGGUGCACAAGAACUUGAAGCGCAGCAACUCCAAACGGGGACUGAAGCGGGCAUCACAGAUGCCUGGCAGGACGGACUUACUGAAUGACACAGAGAUCAGGAAAGACCGAGCCAAGAGCUGCUCCAUCAUGUGAAAAACAGGCUGUAAAUAAUGUGUGUGUGUUGUCCAUUUUGUACAGUAACUGGCUGAGACAAGGGCAUGGUGCUGGCUGCAGGAGCCAGCCCUCCUUUCCAAAGCCUUUCGCUCAGUCUUUAGGGCUGAGCAAAGGUCCCAGCUGCAAACCGGGGUGCCGAGUCGCCCCCCCACCGUGGAGACUUCUGGGUUGGCUGCUGCUGUGCGGAUUGCUUGGGGUGAAGGAACCACUUGGCAGAGGAGUAUUCGGGUGCUGGAAGGUCUGUGACUGGGUGAAACAAAGUAAAAGGGAGCGAUCCUGUGUGUGUGCCACCCUCCUGUACCCAUGGCCCAGCCUCUGUGCCUGUGUGCAGCUAUACAGAACACACAGUGUGGGGCAGUGGGCUCUGUGGGACCUGGGCUGGAAGGUGGGAGGUGGGUGGAGUUGCUAGCAGCAGAGUGCAAUCAGGAGAAGGUAUUCUUCCAAUCUUCCUUUGGAAGAGAAAUGAUGUUUGAGGUGGUGCUGCCUUCAGCUAGGCUGGACAGCAAGUUGCCAUGGAAGGUGCAGGUCUGGGCCAGAGCUGGGAGGGAAGGCACCCUGGGAAGGAACCUUAACCUGUCGAGACAUCACGGUAGUCCACCUCCUGUGAAGAAAAUAGAUAGGUGGCUCCUUACAUGGUAUUUUAGAUACUUGAACUCCAUUUGAAAUGCAGCAGAGUGGAUCUGGCUCCAAGGGAGAGGUCUAUGCCAGUAGAUGCAUCCUGAGAAUUGUGGUUUCCUUCAGCAAGCAAAUGCCACUUGGGAGCUUGUGUCCCAGCUGCUGACAGCCUGGUUACUCAUCAGACUGCUCCCUGCCACGGGCAGCUGUGCUUCCGAGGCACAUGGCUUCCGAAAAAGCAGACUGCAAUAACUAUCCAUAUCCUGCUCUCCACCCAUUUCCAGCUGCAGAUUGUGUUGCAUGGUGCUGUGUUUGUCUGGUACAGAUAACCAAAAAGAUUAUAUGUGUAUCUGCACCCUGUCUCCACUGUGGCAGUGGAGGGAAGGUGCUCCCUGCCCCUCUUGCCCUGCUGUACAGCCUCCUCCCAACACCUCUCAUUGCUUCUGCUGCUGCCCUCUCUAAAUGCCUUUGACUACAGUGUUAGCCUUGACUUAAUGUCACAGACACUUUAAGGAAAAAAGAAUCUGCUCCAUUGCCAGAUCCAGCUGUGUCAGUGGGCUACAGAAAACAAAUAAACAUCAUUGGAAAAUG